This is a messenger RNA of Quercus lobata, 1851 nucleotides long. It is a transcript of the gene PTAC5, whose product is annotated as plastid transcriptionally active 5. The transcript is spliced from 5 exons. The coding region runs from base 104 to 1075 and encodes 323 amino acids. Gene Ontology annotation, molecular function: protein disulfide isomerase activity. Lineage: Eukaryota; Viridiplantae; Streptophyta; Magnoliopsida; Fagales; Fagaceae. The record is from RefSeq and is a predicted model, not a curated record. Gene Ontology annotation, biological process: chloroplast organization. Gene Ontology annotation, cellular component: chloroplast.
ACACACAAAAAUCCACAAGGACAACAGCGCACCAAUUCCAAAUAUCUUCAACUUCUUUCUUCUUCUUUCGAUUUAUCUCUCUCUCUCUCUCUCUCUUGUUUCCAUGUCUUCCUCUCUCACUCUCCUCUCUCUAAACCCUCCUUUUCACCACAAACACAAACCCCACUCCACUCUCCUCCUAUUCCCAAUCCCCAAACUACCCUCACUCUCCCUCUUCAAGUCCCACAUUUGCCACUCCUCCAGUGAAGAAAUCCGAUGGCUUCGCGAGGAACAGCGGUGGCUACGCGAAGAGCAACGCUGGCUCCGUGAGGAACAACGCUGGGCUCGCGAGCGGGACUCACUCCUCCGCGAAAUCUCUGACCUCAAGCUCAAAAUACAAGCCCUAGAAGGAGCGUCAUCGGUGUUAGAAGCCCUAGGAUUAAUGUUGCAGGGUUUGAAGGAGAAAGGCCUCAUUGCAGAGACCGGGUUGGAGGAGAAGAAGAAGAAGAAGAAGAAGGAGGUGAUUAGGGUUUCGGAGAAGCAGACUCUGCGGAAAGGAUCGGAAGGCGCCGAGGUUCAAGCGAUGCAGGAGGCAUUGCAAAAAAUGGGAUUUUACUCAGGAGAGGAAGACAUGGAAUAUUCAAGUUUCUCAAGUGGGACCGAGCGUGCUGUAAAGACUUGGCAAGCCUCACUAGGUGCCCCUGAAGAUGGGAUAAUGACUGCAGAGCUGCUUGAAAGAUUAUAUGUGGAGCAACAAAUUAUUGGUGCUGGUUCAAAUGUAGAUGCAGAUCAGAAGGGGAGCACCUUGACUGUUUCGCCAAAGGAAGGUGCAAAUGGAGCUCCAGUUGCUUCUAUAACGGAUAUUUCAGAAGUUAAGCAGACAGUUGUGAAUGAAGAAAGUGUUACAGAAGUGGAGGUAUCCCAACAUCGAGUUUUUCUCCUAGGAGAGAACCGAUGGGAAGAACCCUCCAGACUUGUAGGCAGGAACAAACCAGUUAGUAAUAGCAAGACGAAAGAUACCACAACAAAGUGCCUUACAUGUCGUGGAGAGGGCCGCUUAAUGUGCACAGUUGUUAUGAAGAGUACUAGCCCAUGAGAUAUUGGGAUUUCAAAAGUGGCAAGAGUCGUGAGAAACCUUAUGUCAAGGAGAAUUCAUGAAACUUGGGUUGGUAAUUUCCUCCAUGAUAUUUGAUUUCAUUAGGUACAAUUACUUUGUUUAUUUGUAGUUUUGAUGAGAAAAUUGCAUUUUAGUUCUUAGAGAGAUAAUUUCUUAUAUCGACUCAAACAUUUGAAGUGGUCUAUAAUUUACUGAGUAUUUGGCAUAGCUCACACAUUCAUAUGUACAAAACAGUGUGCCUUAGUUUGUCAAGAAGCCAUUUGACCUAUCAAAAUAUUAAUUUUUAACAGAAAGAGACCAUUACCCAUAACCCUUCAUGUUUGUGAAGUAUGAAGCUGUUGAGAGAGUAAUGCUGACAGUGACAAAGGUUUACCAACUUUCAAUUGGAGGGGAUCUCUUUUCCUUCCCUGAUGGUAGAAAUUGAUCCCCGAUCACAUUCAUUGUUUCCAAGUGGUCCUUUUAGUGUGUAUGUCAAGCUUUUGAGUGUAAAAUUGAAAACAUAUUGUAAACUAUUUUGUUAUAGUUGAUUUAUUCAGAGUUGCCAUUGCUUCUUAUAUGACAAGGUUACAAAUUGGACUUUGAGGUUAUAAUGAUUACCAGCCAAUGAGCUUUAGCUCAAAUGGCACAUCCUUUUCCCAUAUGAGAGGAUGGAGGAUAAGACCGUGGCUUGAAAAUUUACUAGAUGUGUGUGAAAACUUACCAAUCAAAUAAAUGACCACCAGCUGCCAUUUAGACCACCUAUGGCUAACUAAGCU